AGCGGUGAAGGAGCUGGUCCUGGCGGAGCGUCCUGCUGUAAGGAGGGAGACUUCCACACUGCACAAAAAGCCAGGCGAGCAGCCGUCGCUGGAAUGAAGCAGAGCCCUCCAGCACUCGCCAUGGAUUAAAAACGGAAACUUUUACGAUGGCUCUGAACGUGAAAAAGUAGCCCGAGAAGCUAACCGCCGCCACCGCCGGACCCUCCACUGCAAAGCAACUCCUGGUAGAUGCACAGCCACCGCUGAAAAAAAUAUGCUCCAGCCAAGCCGCCUCAACCCCGGCUUCAAAUUCCCCGUGUUUUAACCAGUUUCGUGAGACAUUCGCUGGCCUUUCUUUUACAUUUACGUUUGUUUCUCUUAACGUUUUUACCUUUAAAGUCCGCUGUACAAGUCCCCGACCGACCUGCGAGAGAGAAUUAUGGCAGGGAAGCUGACAGCAGCGCAAGGCACUGGGAUACUGCUGGUUACAGCCAACGUUGGAUCCCUGUUCGAGGAUCCUGAAAAUCUACAGAAAACAUGGCUGAGGGAGUUUUACCAGACAGUACAGUCACACAAGCCUCACUUCGUGGCAGUGCACUGUCAAGAGGUCGGUGGGAAAAACUAUGAGGCAUCCAUGUCACAUGUGGAUAGUUUUGUGAAAGAGCUGCUGUCCAGUGAUGCCAUGAAGGAGUACAGCAGAGCCCGCGUCUACCUCGAUGAGAACUACAAAUCCCAGGAGCAUUUCACAGCUCUUGGAAGUUUCUACUUUAUCCACGAGUCUUUGAAAAACAUCCACCAGUUUGAUUUCAAAGCUAAGAAAUUUAAGAAAGUGGUGGGGAAGGAAACCUGCUCAGAGACACUAGAAAGCACACCUUCGCUGGAGAAGGAGAAGUUUCCACAGGACUACUUUCCUGAGUGCAAGUGGUCCAGAAAGGGAUUCAUCAGAACUCGAUGGGCCCUGGCUGACUGUGCCUUUGAUCUGGUCAACAUCCACCUUUUCCACGAUGCUUCCAACCUUGUGGCCUGGGAGAAAAGCCCCUCAGUCUACUCUGGGACCAGGCAGAAGGCCCUGGGAUACGUUUUAGACAGGAUCACGGACCAGCGGCAUGAGAAGUUGCCAUAUUUUGUCUUUGGGGACUUUAACUUCAGGUUGGACUCGAAGCAAGUAAUUGAGAGUCUCUGCUCUACUGCCACCAUGCAGACAGUCAGAGCUGCCGACACCAAUGAAGUUGACAAGCUAAUAUUCCGAGAAAGUGACAAUGACCGAAAGGUUGUUCUUCAACUUGAAAAGAAGCUUUUUAAUUAUGUCAACCAGGACGUUUUCCGGGAAAACAAUGGGACCUCACUUUUAGAGUUUGACAAAGAGCUGUCGGUGUUCAAGGAUCGACUGCAUGAAUUGGAGAUCUCUUUCCCACCCAGUUAUCCGUACAGUGAAGACAGCAGUCAGGGGAAGGAGUACAUGAACACCAGAUGCCCUGCCUGGUGUGACCGAAUCCUCAUGUCUCCCUUUGCCAGGGACCUGGUCUUGAAGCCUGAAAAUGAGGAGAAGUCUAUAGUCUAUGAUAACAUUGGGCCCAAUGUCUGCAUGGGGGACCACAAGCCUGUCUUCCUGUCCUUCCGAAUAACAGCGGGGGCAGGUAAACCUAAUGCAAAUAAGCACAAGUGUUGUGUGGUGCAGUGAUGUCGUGGGAAGUCUUGCCAAAGGGGGGAGAACAUAUUCCGUGAAGCGCCUCUGUGAGAACACAAGAGAAACAAACACCACACACAGACACAUUUGCACAAACACACUCACACACACACAGACACACACACACUUUGCACAAGCGUACACUGAAGACAAACUUUUUCAGUAGUGCUGACCAGUUGCAGUUGUCCGGACACCUCAUCCAUAUGAAAACACAGCCGUUUUCUCUCCAUAAAACACUUUUUGAGAUGUGGACGAGCACCCGAGGGCCCGGCUCCAGACAAGACACACAUCGCUGACCUCACCGUUGCCAUGCAACCCCAUUCCCCAGAGAAGAAAAAACAGGACGGACGGACGGACGGACGACUCUUUUCCAUGCCACAGCCACAUUGCCAAAACUCUAAUUGAAAUCAGUCCUACUACAUCCUUUUAGACACCGUACUUGCCAUUUUUAGGUAUGCCUCUAUGUAUAGAAGCUACUUUCCAUACAGUAUGUAAGGUGUUUUAAAAAAAGAAAAGUGCAAUGCAAAAAAAGUUGUAUAUCUAUAUUGUUAGGUUUAUUUGUAAAUUGGACAGUAUAACAUAGAGUUGUUGAUGGUUUUAGUGCUGUUCUCUUUUCUGACCAAACUUUGUGGUCCCUUUGUUGGAAUAGAUAGAAACUUCUGACUUUAUUUC
Amphiprion ocellaris (clown anemonefish) is the source of this 2338-nucleotide messenger RNA. It is a transcript of the gene inpp5a, whose product is annotated as inositol polyphosphate-5-phosphatase A. Lineage: Eukaryota; Metazoa; Chordata; Actinopteri; Pomacentridae. The coding region runs from base 419 to 1660 and encodes 413 amino acids. Gene Ontology annotation, molecular function: inositol-polyphosphate 5-phosphatase activity. The transcript is spliced from 16 exons. Gene Ontology annotation, biological process: phosphatidylinositol dephosphorylation. The record is from RefSeq and is a predicted model, not a curated record.